This is a messenger RNA of Brassica oleracea var. oleracea, 441 nucleotides long. Its product is annotated as auxin-responsive protein IAA9-like. The transcript is spliced from 2 exons. Lineage: Eukaryota; Viridiplantae; Streptophyta; Magnoliopsida; Brassicales; Brassicaceae. The coding region runs from base 1 to 441 and encodes 146 amino acids. The record is from RefSeq and is a predicted model, not a curated record.
AUGAGCGGGCUGAGAGUACGACGAAUCAGAAACGUCACCGGAGGAAGAGCUGCAGAGCAAUGUCUCUGUGGCAACUCAACUCUCUCGGGCCUUGCUGAAGAUGACAAAGCUGUUAUUAGGCUCAAGGCUACGGAUCUGACACUUGGCCUUCCUGGAUCACGAUCUCCUGUUAGAGACAUGGAUCUCCACUUACUGAGCUCUGCAAAGCUCGAUGAGAGGCCCUUCUUGCCUUUGGUUCCUUUGAAAGAUGAGAUUAGCCCCUCUUCGUCUCUGAAGAACAUUGCCUCGGGGAACAAAAGUUCAGUUUAUACUGAGAAAAACUGGACGUUUCCUGAAGGGGUAGCUAGCCAAUAUGUAAUGAAGAAGGAUGUGCCACGGAACGUCCCCAAGGGACAUGGGAGCACUACAAACAAUAGCUCUAGCCCACCUGCAGCCAAGUAA